Molecule: messenger RNA, 1824 nt
Organism: Micropterus salmoides (largemouth bass)
Lineage: Eukaryota; Metazoa; Chordata; Actinopteri; Centrarchiformes; Centrarchidae
Gene: gpr25
Product: G protein-coupled receptor 25
Exons: 1
Coding region: 107-1210 (367 amino acids)
Biological process (GO): immune response; G protein-coupled receptor signaling pathway
Cellular component (GO): membrane
Molecular function (GO): G protein-coupled receptor activity
Source: RefSeq, a predicted model, not a curated record
UCUGUGGUUUUGACAAGUAAUAUCAUUUGGCAGCAUGUUGCCAUGGUAGGCUUAACCACCCUGACGAGCCAACAGCUGCACUGCACCACCUCUGUGAUCUCUCAGAAUGGACACCUACGAGAGUACUUAUGGCUAUUUCAAUUACAAUGACGAUAACUACACUGAUUUUCCUUAUCCUAAUGACUGUACUGAAUCUUACCUCCCUGGUGCCAACAUCUUCCUGCCCGUACUUUACUUCGUCAUCUUUUUCACAGGAUUUUUGGGUAACCUCUUUGUGAUCUUAGUUGUGGGCAAGAAAGGGCGGAGAAGUGGGCGUCUUGUGGACACUUUUGUUGUCAAUCUGGCCCUUGCUGACUUCAUCUUUGUCCUCACACUGCCUCUGUGGGCCAUCUCUGCCAGCCAGAAUGACUACUGGGACUUUGGGACACUAAAGGACCUGCUGUGCAAGCUGAGCAGCUACAUCAUUGCUGUGAACCGCUUCUCCAACAUCUUCUUCCUCACCUGUAUGAGUGUUGAUCGCUACCUGGCUGUGGUGAAGCUGAUGGAUUCAAAGUACCUCAGGAGCAGUCAGUGCAUCCGUACCACCUGUGCCGCAGUCUGGUUGAGCUCCCUGGUGCUCGGCAUCCCAUCCCUGGUGUACCGUAGAGUGGAGCAGUACGAUGAUGUAUCGUACUGCGUGGAAGAUAACAACUCACCCUUUUUUCUUGGCCUGAGCUUGACCAUGGCGUUGCUCACCUUUGUCUGUCCAGUGUUAAUCAUCGUGCUCUGCUAUGGCACCAUCAUCAUGCAUCUCAACAAGCAUUGUGUUGCUGCUGCCAAUGCUCGAGCUGAAGCCCGCCGCAGGCACUCACUCAAGAUGGUCCUCUCCAUCAUAAUGGCCUUUGUGGUAUCCUGGCUCCCUUUCAACGUUUUCAAAGUCAUGAUAAUUGUCUCGAAGCUCUCACAUGUUGAGCAGAGUUGUCUGUCGUGGAAAACAAAUGGGCUCCGUGUGUCGUGCUGCCUGGCCUUCUUCAACAGCUGCGUGAAUCCAGCCAUUUAUUUUUUCCUGGACCAUCACUUCAGACAACGGGCCAUGAUCCUGUACAAGACCUGCAUAGGAAAGCCCAAGAUGCUGCAGAGCUUCAACUCUUCAGCUUCAUUCACCUAUGCUGGCACUUCAGAGAGCUGUGGAACAACUGGUGGGAGAACUCAGCUUCAGAGUUCUAUGUAGGAGGUAAAGACUCUUAUCUUCCUAUCUUUGAAGGUAGUGAAGUUAUUAUUCUAUUAUCAUGUCAUCCUGACAACUUGUUAUGUUCAUCUUGAUAAUGAAUUUGUGCAUAUUUCUCUCAAGGGAUUUUUGAAUACUUAAACCAGAUCCACCGCAAGAAAAAUUUCUCAAUGCAGUGCUGUACAUUAUUGUUAUAAAAUGGGAUUUUAUGUUGUCAUAUUUAUCUGUUAUUCCGGCUUUCGACAAAUAUUGAACAUGCUGUUUCUUCUGCUUAGAGUAUACUAUACACUGUAGGACAGUAGUGAUCAUAUGAGUGAGCAUCCAAUCAUUUCUUUUGUUUGUACAUUUUAUCAAGUGUGUAAAUUUACAGCUGUUGCAUUUUUUUGAUAUAUUGAAGAAUUUUAUUAUGUUUCUGUUAUCAAAUAUUUGUUGCAUGAAUCAAGUUUCAUGAAAUGUAUAUAUUGUUGUGAUAAAGUUGCAUUUCUAAAACAAAAGCUUGGAAAAAAUGUAUGUGUAGUAUUUUCUAGUUGUUUUUUUGGGUCAUUGCACGCAGAUAUUGCUAUAUUUUUCUAACGUUUUUUUUAUUCUCAAAAUAAAAUCUAGUUAAUCAAGCAUAA